Molecule: messenger RNA, 8391 nt
Organism: Oncorhynchus kisutch (coho salmon)
Lineage: Eukaryota; Metazoa; Chordata; Actinopteri; Salmoniformes; Salmonidae
Product: rho GTPase-activating protein 21
Exons: 18
Coding region: 1923-6911 (1662 amino acids)
Biological process (GO): signal transduction
Molecular function (GO): protein binding
Source: RefSeq, a predicted model, not a curated record
CACAUCUGUUGCUUUAGCUAGCGGCCGCUGGUCCACAGUGCUAGGAUAGCGGGGCGUAUGAAAAGGCUAGCCACUGCUGAGGCAGAGUAUCACGCUACUGAUGCAGCUGUGCCUGGGUUGUAGGAUUAACAUCGCGGCUCGCUGGGUGGCUGACAUUAUUAACUAGAGGAGGGGGAGAGAGACUCCAGUACACACACAGAAAACCAGCUACAGCGGAACACGUCAACAGCAGUAAAAUCAGUGGCUUAACAAGAUAGAGACGCUGAGUGAGGGAGUGGGAUGGAAGAGCUGACAGCCCCUUAGUUGUGAACAGGUUGAUGCUGCUGAGAAGGAGGGAGAGCAGAAGAGGAUGGGAAGCAGUAUCAUCUGAGCUGAAUGUAGAAUCAAGCAGCUGCUUCCGUCAUGUGAGCGAUACCAGAUAGAGUGGAUGGAGAGUGUGAGUGAUACCAGAUAGAGUGGAGGCAGGGAUAGAGAGUGUGAGCGAUACCAGAUCGGGUGGAGGCAGGGAUAGAGAGUGUGAGUGAUACCAGAUAGAGUGGAGGCAGGGAUAGAGAGUGUGAGUGAUACCAGAUAGAGUGGAGGCAGGGAUAGAGAGUGUGAGCGAUACCAGAUAGAGUGGAGGCAGGGAUAGAGAGUGUGAGCGAUACCAGAUCGAGUGGAGGCAGGGAUGGAGAGUGUGAACGAUACCAGAUCGAGUGGAGGCAGGGAUAGAGAGUGUGAGCGAUACCAGAUCGAGUGGAGGCAGGGAUAGAGAGUGUGAGCGAUACCAGAUCGAGUGGAGGCAGGGAUAGAGAGUGUGAGUGAUACCAGAGAGUGGAUGGCGAGUGUGAGCGAUACCAGAGAGUGGAUGCAGGGAUGGAGAGUGUGAGCGAUACCAGAUCGAGUGGAGGCAGGGAUGGAGAGUGUGAGCGAUACCAGAUCGAGUGGAGGCAGGGAUGGAGAGUGUGAGCGAUACCAGAUCGAGUGGAGGCAGGGAUAGAGAGUGUGAGCGAUACCAGAUCGAGUGGAGGCAGGGAUAGAGAGUGUGAGCGAUACCAGAUCGAGUGGAGGCAGGGAUAGAGAGUGUGAGUGAUACCAGAGAGUGGAUGGCGAGUGUGAGCGAUACCAGAGAGUGGAUGCAGGGAUGGAGAGUGUGAGCGAUACCAGAUAUGGUGGAGGCAGGGAUGGAGAGUGUGAGCGAUACCAGAUCGAGUGGAGGCAGGGAUGGAGAGUGUGAGCGAUACCAGAUCGAGUGGAGGCAGGGAUAGAGAGUGUGAGCGAUACCAGAUCGAGUGGAGGCAGGGAUAGAGAGUGUGAGCGAUACCAGAUCGAGUGGAGGCAGGGAUAGAGAGUGUGAGCGAUACCAGAUAGUGGAGGCAGGGAUAGAGAGUGUGAGCGAUACCAGAUCGAGUGGAGGCAGGGAUAGAGAAGUGCUGUAACCUGGCUGCUGCAGUCGGCUGGAGGGAGCAACAGUGAGAUGGAGAGCUCGGUGUUGUCGGAGGCAGCAGGCUACCUCUGCUCCUGCCACCUACACCUCGCCCAGGUCAGACUGGCACUCACAGCUGGCAUCGCUAAUUUGACAGUCCUGCCACGGCCAACGUCCGUUCCCCGUUUCCGCUUUCCCUCGACGUGACUGCAGCUCUGAUGGGUUUUUAGUGCUUUGACUCCAGGGCCCCGGCAUCAGUGAUCAAGACUACCACUGUUCUCUUUUCUUUUUUAUAGUGUGUGUGUGAUUUGCUGCUAGCCGUUUCCCUAUUCUUCUUCUCCUCUCACUGCUCUCGUUUUCUCCUGCUGUAACGGUAGCCUUUUUCACGGAGACCACUGAUCUGGCCUAUUCCCAGGAUGCGUACCUCCGAAGCCGCAGUACCUACAGUGGAAACGCCCGUCACAUCCCUGAGCCGCCCCCCAUAUGUUACCCUCGUGUAGACUGUAAGCCCCCAGGGAUGGCCCAGGCUACAGAGACCCCCUCCCCAGUUGGAGUGGGGGUACAGGGAGCAUGCCGGGGGGCAACACCACCAGACACGGGGUACCGCAUGGAGAUUCCCGUGCCCCCCUCCCCUCCUCCUCCUGCACACCCGUACCCCAAAACCCAGACCGCGGCGUGCAUGCGCAACGACAGUGUGAGGACUGAGGUAGUUCCUGCAGAGCUGGGCCGUAUAGGACCAGCACACAGAAUAGACUAUAGCCUGGUAGGGUACCCUGACCCUGGCCUCAUCAGAGUGCGUCCUGGGUCUGUGUCCCACUACCCCCUGCCACGGAAAACAGACAUCUACCCCUCUGGGGCGAGCCUCCUCAAUUACAGUGCCCCGCUACACCAGUACUCCCCCAACCCUGUCUCUCACCAAAACAUAGACUGGCGGACGUACCAGACCUACAGGGAGUACAUCGAUAACAAGAGUAUACACGCCUAUGGCAGCCAGACCAUCCAGGAGAGACUAGAAUGCCUGCGAGCCGCCAGCCAGAACACCUUCAACUCCUCCCACCACAUCCCCCGGAGUGGCUGGGGCCCCAACCCUAAGGGUCUCCGGCGCAGGAGCACCUCCCACGACCGCGCCUACCAUGGACCUCCGCCCCCCUUCCACCACAUGCCCCCCCGCAGCUCUUCCCAGGACCGUAUGAGUAUGGCGGAGCGGGGGGUCCACCCCAGGAACUGGCCUCCUCGUAGUGUGUCCCAGGAUGGGUUAACACACAAGGCCCGGGCUCGCUCCUCUGACUGUGACUAUGUGGACUCUGUGGAGCUGGGCCGGCCCAUGGUGGAUAGACGGGGCUACACUAGCAGGCUGGACCAGGGUACACGCCCCAGCAGGCUGAGCCUCUCCAAACAGGCUGUCCAUCACCGACCCCCUGCAGGGUACGGUAGGGACAGCCUCCGGGGAACGCAAAUGCCCAACCCUACCCUCUAUGCUAAAGGACCAGAGCAGCUCCAGCACCAGCCUCACGGCGUUCCUAAUAUGACCCAAGACAGACCCUCUCACCUGGGGAAGAUUAUCAGCUUGGAGCCCUCCCCAACCGACCAAAGAGCUGGGGUCAAAGAUGUGAACCAUGUGAGCCAGAGCAGGGGGCGGGCGGAGACCAUGCAGCCUGCAGGGGAGGUGCCAGGGAGAGAGGUGGCAGCGGUGGUGGGCCAUAGGUCCUCGUCCUUAUCCGCCUCCCAUCAGAGACCACAGAGGCUUGGGAUUCUCAAAACCUCCCACCACCACCCACCUCGCACAGAGCCCCAGGCCCAAGUGAACGGUCGCGGCCCUUCGGCCUCAGAAUUGGGCGUAGUCCUCAGGGAAAAGCCUCCUGGGUCGGUGAAGAACCCCAGCCCCCUGCGCCACCCUUCCUACAUCCUGGCGGUGAACGAGGAGGACGGUUCGGAGCCAGCAGCGGACUCAGUGUGCUGGCUGCCCAACGAUGCGCGGCGGGAGAUGCACAUGCGGCGUCUGAGCAAGAAGCAGGAGAAGGACCAGACCUCAUGCUCCUCCAGCAACCUGGAAGAGUCCCUCGACUCAAUCCCCUUUAUCGACGAGCCGGCUAGCCCUAGUGUUGACCAUGAGGCCACGUCCAUUCCUGCUUCCGCCGUGAUAUCUGGCUUUCCAGCCGUACUCCCCCUGAACCCAAGCUCCUCCCCGUGCCCUUUCAUUCGCCGACAGAUGUCACAUGACCAAGAGUCUCUCAGAAAUGCUAUCCUGGAGUCUGAUGCUUCGACCAAACAAGAGCGGUCCAAAUCCUGUGACGAGGGUCUGGAUAACUACAGAGAGGAAGGCAGAGGCCGGUCCAACAGUAAACACAUGCCUGGACUGAGAGGCCUAAGAAAGGCUCUGGAUGGACACAAGUCGUCUGAAGACUCUGGUUCCAGAAGGGACUCCUCUUCAGAUAUCUUCAGUGACUCUUCUAAAGAAGGCUGGCUCAACUUCAGGCAGCUCAACACUGAGAAGAGCAAGCGUGUGAGCGGGGGUUCGAGGUCGUGGAAGCAGAUGUACGCUGUGCUGCGAGGCCACGCCCUCACGCUCUACAAGGACAAGAAGGACGGCGUCUCUCACGCCUCCUCCCACUCCCAGUCCGACGACGACCCACAGCCAAUCAGCAUCAAGGCCUGCCUGAUUGACAUCUCCUACAGCGACACAAAACGCAAGAACGUGCUGCGGCUGACCACGUCGCACUGCGGGUACCUGUUCCAGGCGGAGGGCAGGGAUGACAUGCUGUCCUGGAUCAGAGUCAUCCAGGAGAAUAGUAAUCUGGAUGAUGAGAGUGCUGGUAUAACCAGCCAGGACCUGAUCAGCAGAAAGAUCAGAGAGUACAACACCAUGAUGAGUGCCCCCAGCACUAAGACUGAGCCUUCCCCCAAAACCUCCCGGCAGUCCCUCAGUAUCAGACACACCCUCCUGGGGGGGAAGGGAGAAGGCAAGAGCCCACACUCACCCAAAACAGGAGAGAGGGAUGACUCCAGUCCUCCACGGGAUAAGGCUGCCUGGAGGAGGGGCAUCCCCGGCAUCAUGAGGAAGCCCUUUGAGAAGAAGGCCACAGCUGGGGUCACCUUUGGGGUGCGCCUCGAUGACUGCCCAUCUGCACAGACCAACCGGUUUGUUCCCCUCAUCGUGGAGGUGUGCUGUAAGCUGGUAGAGGAGAGGGGGUUGGAGUACACUGGGAUCUACAGAGUACCAGGGAACAACGCUGCCAUCUCCAGCAUGCAGGAGGAGCUGGACAAUAAAGGACUGAUGAGUGACAUCGACAUCCAAGAAGAUAAAUGGAGGGACCUAAAUGUAAUCAGUAGUUUACUGAAAUCCUUCUUCCGGAAACUUCCAGAACCCCUUUUUACAAAUGAAAAAUAUGCAGAUUUUAUUGAAGCCAAUCGAACAGAAGAUGCAGUGGAGAGGUUGAAAGAGCUCAAGAGGCUGAUCCUUGAAUUGCCUGAGCAUCACUAUGAAACCCUCAAAUUUCUCUCUGGACACCUCAAGUUGGUCUCUGAAAACUGUGAGAAAAAUAAGAUGGAGCCUCGUAACCUGGCCAUCGUGUUUGGUCCGACUCUGGUCAGGACCUCGGAGGACAACAUGACCAAUAUGGUCAACCACAUGCCAGACCAGUGCAAGAUAGUGGAGAACCUCAUUCAGCAGUUUGACUGGUUCUUCACUGAGGAGGGGGACGAUGACCCUGUUACCUCAGUGGAACAGGAGAGUACAGUGCAGUCUCAGCCUGUGCCGAACAUCGACCACCUGCUGUCCAACAUCGGCCGGACCACAACAACCACCUCAGCUGCGGAAGUCUCAGAUUCAGCAUGCAGUGACUCCUCCAAAUCAAAGCAGGGCUUGUGGGGCUCUGGGAAGGACCAGUGUAGCAGGGAGAUGCUUCGCUCCUCCUUCUUUGUCAGCCGCAAGCGUAAGAAGCCCAAGGACAAGGCUCAGCCCAGCAGCUCUGACGACGACCUGGACGCCGUGUUUGCUAAGAAGGAGCAGCCAGAACAACAGAGCAUGAGCCACCAGGACCUCCACCCAACCUGGUCCCCAGACAGCCAGACGGAUGUGGAGAGGGAGGCCAGCGAGAGAGGGGAACAGCCAGGGGACAGGGUCCAAACCAACGGGAAAGAGUCCCGUUCAGACGGCCUCAUGUCUCAGCCCUCUCCAUCCCCCUCUCCCAAACACACCCCAUCCCCCUGCCUCCGUACCUCCUCCACACGCUCGCCCUACACCUCCCAGUCCCCUCGCCUCGGCCACCGCAGGCAGGUGGCCCACCAGUCAUCUCUGUCGGACCCACCCUCCAACUACGAUGAGGUCUCAGACCUGGGCACCAUGAACAGCACCAGCUCUCAGGCAUCUGUGGCAGGACCCAGGGUGAGGCAUGGCAGGACAGGGGCCCUGGGACCAGAAACUGGAGCCAGUGGCCUGGGGGCCGAGGUCAGCUCCAUCACCUCAGAUUACUCCACCACCUCCUCCAUGACCUUCCUCACCGGGGCCGAGCUGAGCACGCUCUGUCCAGAGGUACACUCGGUGGCCGAGAGCAGGGGAGGAGAUGACGCUGAUGAUGAGCGUAGUGAGCUGAUUAGUGAGGGCCGGCCCAUGGAGACGGACAGCGAGAGCGACCUAUCGGUGUUUAUUGGGAGCGUGAAGGAGACCCGGCCGGGGAAAGAUUUCUGCCAAUCAGACGUGCCGGAUGUGCCCAGGCCCCUCCCCUCCCACAGACUCAUCGAGUGUGAUACUCUCUCCAGGAAGAAAUCUGCUGCGCGUCAGAAGACUGACAGCGAUUCCUCUUUGGACGGAGGGCAGAGCGACAAGGAUUCCAAUAGGCUGUCUCGCGUUCUGGGGGUGGUUAAGGGGCGUUCCACCAGCAGCCUUAGCUCCUCCUCCCGCAGCGAGUCAGAGAAGGGGAUUGAGCCUGCAUGGCGUCUCAAGAUCACAGACCGGCUGAAGUGCCGUCUGCGGACGUCCGUAGACGACAUGUUCGGGGUGGGAACCCAGCAGAGCCACUCUCCAGAGGGACGCAGGGACAAGAAGAAGAACAUCCGACGCAGACACACCAUGGGAGGCCAGAGGGACUUUGCUGAGCUGUCUGUGAUGGGGGACUGGCAGGGGGGGAUGGGCGGGGGCUCGCGGGCAGAGCUGUCGGCCGUGGACCGGCUGAAGCCCAAGUGUUCUUCCCAGGACUUCUCCAUCCGGGAGUGGAUUGCCCGGGAGCGCCACCGCACCUCCAACCCCGAGGUAAGCCUGGACUUCUCUGAACACCAGGGGGCACUGCUCCUCCUACGCAACCCCGACCCCCAGAACCCCAACCACCAGGUCCAGGAGGCCCCGUCGUCGUCCCUCUCAGACCCCCUCUCACCACGCCCAACUCCAGCUGAGCUGCUGAACGGAGACACAGGUCCCCAGAGUAAAAGCCUGAAUCUGUCGGCCACCGCACACCCACACAAACUCUCUGGUGCUCAGGUGGUCCAGUCUCGCUUCUACCAGUACCUGUGAGAGGUGGUGUCUGUCUGUCUGUGAGAUGUGUAUGUGUUUGAGAGUCUGUGAGUGGAUGUGAGUGAUGUUUGUAAAUGACCAGUGAGCAUGUACAGGUACUGUGAAGUGACGUUAGUGUUUACUCAGUCUUUUUGGUGGUGUGUGUUUGUACGCUUAACGUAAUAAGGGUUACUGCACAGGGGUGGUUUAUCUGGCUGACACAAGGCAUGGAACAAAACAUUCAAUUCAUGUUGAUACAUUUUCUCCUUUUUCAUGACAAAUGACAGACUUUGGGAUGGGCGUUGGGGUAGAGAUAUCCUCACUCCUAACAGAAAUCCCCGUUAUGCUGAAGAUUGCGACUCGAGGGCCUCUUGCUCAUGGAUGAACUGAUGAGUCAGAAAGUUGAUUGGUGUAAGGAAGUGUAAACAUGGCUGGUGUUUCAAGUUAAAGAUUGUGAAAAGGUUGGUAAGUGAAAAUACAGUAACUGACUUGUAGGAGGUAGGCUACAGUAGUGAAAAAAUACAGAUUUUUUAAAAGUAUUGCAGAUGAACUAUUUUUGUUGUAUGAGGGUCUCGGUUGGUUAAAAGUGAGUCCUUCAGUAACCAAAUUAAGAAUGUAUGACGUGCUUGCUGUAAUACUGACUAAAGCUUUAGUUGCUUGUUCACAUUUUAAAUUGUACAGAUUCCACUCCCUCUCUCUCUACUUGAAGUGCGUUUUUAAUUUCGGGAUAGCCUGUGUUUUGGACUGCCAUAUGUGCUCUGUGACCGCCGUCGACUGACAAGACUCUGGACUAACGGCGUCAUGAAAAUACAAAAACUUUUUACUCUACCCUGUUAAGAAAAAAGCUGUGAACUACUUCACUCUAAUUCAAUAUGCGGUGUGCUUGUGGUUUCAUGCUUUGGUCAAUUAAGGGCAUCAGAUGGGGGGGGGGGUCAAGAGGGAGAAAAAUAUGAAUAAUCAAAUCAGAAAUCAUGUUUCUUUCGCAAUAGGAAGUGCCUCAUAAUGAAAUGUAAAGGGUGCCAAAUCGUCCUUGCUGAGAUGCAUAAAGAUAUUACUGUGAAUGACAUUAUCGUGGACUCACACUGUCAUUCUACAGGUUCUCUUAAACAGAGGAACGCCAAGCUUCCAUUUCCUAGGCAUUCCACUUUGGUCUUCACCUUUUUUAUACUUUUGUUUUUUCAUUUUGGAUUAGCAGAACUUGAAUGUAAAAUAUUUCUGUAUAAAGUACCAUAAAUGCCAUGUUUUAGCUGCCUUUUUGUUUCAUUUCCAUCAAAAAAAAAUCGAAGUAAAAAGUACAGUAUUGAGAUGUUGCUGAUGGUGUUCGAUUACAGACUGGUGAUAGUCCAGUGGUUCUCUGGGGAGCGAUGAGAGAUUCCUCCCUGCAUGUGAAAAGGCUUCAUUGAGCUGCUGGACCGUUUGUAUCAUUAUGGCAUGUUCUCUCUGAGUGGAGGGGCAUGGGCUCCUAAACACUGGAAAUAAAUCUUAUCAAUGGCUACAAGCA